Vitrella brassicaformis is the source of this 3896-nucleotide messenger RNA. The record is from the annotation of a GenBank genome assembly. NCBI's taxonomy places the organism in Eukaryota, Vitrellaceae.
UUAUGAGAAUGAAAUGAAAGCGGGACCAGUGGGCAAAAUGGAAGCUUAUUUGUUUUUUUUGUUGCCUCUCAGUGUUUCCAGCGCCGUCGGCUACUCGGUUGGAGAGGAGGACCUCUGGCCCCGCUGGUACGAUUAUCAGUUGCUGUUUCGGGACUCGCAAGAUCCAAGUGCUUGCAGCUGUCCUGGCGCCGGAGGUAACCGGCCGUGCCUGAUGGCCUCUCCUACUGCUGUCAUAUCCCUGACUGUCUCUGUCCGGGUUGUAGGGUCGUGUUAUGGCGAGUGUGGGCGCAAAUUCGACGCUGCGGAAGUAGCCACCGUAGAGGCUUUCCAGUACGGCCGCUUUGAGGCCUGUUUCUUCCCGAAUGUCAGAGACAACGGCACACUUGCAACUUUCUUCCUCUACAAGAACGAUAGUGACAAGGUGUCCGGGGCGACGUGGCAAGAGAUUGACUUUGAGAUACAUGGCAGGGGGGGGCACACCCAUGCACCGAUACAGGUAGGAAAGAGACUCAUAUCGUGACAACUGGGUUGCUUUCACCUAUUUGCCGCCAGACAAACAUGAUAACGGGCAGCAUGGGCAGGCGCCGGAAUCCAGAAAUGUUUCACGCGGCACCGGGUUACGCGAGGGACACGGAUGCACAAAUCGAAGCCAUCAAAAAAGGCUUCCACCACUUUGCUGUCGAGUGGACACCUGAGUACGUCGCUUGGUUUUUUGACGAGCAGCGGAUCCGCCACGAAGUCAGAUGCGGGCCAAAGAAGAAGAAGAAGAAGAAGGGAUGCAGACCCUCAUUGCCCCAGCUCAAUGAGACCAUGAACGUGCGGAUGUCGGUGUGGCCACUCUCUCCAGCGAUCCCUUGGGCCAAGGAUUGGGCAGGCAUACUUGAUGAGGAACACACAAAGCUCCCCAUUACUGUGUACUAUGACUACGUGAAGGUCUACAACUAUGAUUCAAUUUCAAAGGGUUGGAAGAGAAUUAUGUUGGAAAUUGGAAUUUUUCUGAGGUCUUGUUCUUGUCUGUCAGGUUUUGUUCUUAAGUGGGCUGAUGACUUCACAUCAUUCAACACCUCCAGAUGGGAGAAGAGCACCCACACAUGGGGUGGCAAUUACGCUCACAUGCGGCCGGACAAGGCAGUCAUUGUUCGGGGACAUGACUCAAAGUCGUCAUAUCUCUCCCUUUCCAUCGCGCCCGCCGGGGAAGACAUCACCGUCCCAGCUCCUCAGCAGACCGGCCCCGGCUGUGUCAAUUCUGAGAUUGCCCACCUUUCGACAGACGUAUACACCGGCGUCUGCGACGGUACCAAGAGGGUCGUAUGGCAGCAAGGUGUGCGCUACGAAGGCGGCUAUGUGGCUUUUGUUCCGAUUGAAGUGUUUGCGGACGACGACGCCGUUCUUCAGUGUGCUGCUACGUGCGAUGAGGUUCCCGCAUGCCGCGUUUUUUCGGUGCACAAUGCCAAUACGAGGACGUAUUGCAGUGGUUUCAUCAUCCCUGAACGGCAAGUCAAGGACGAGACAGCCAACGGAGGUGUGGUCUGCAUGGAUGAGGAGAAGGACGAGGACAGGUUGUGAAGUAGUUCUUUGAGUGCGAAAUUACUACCCCUUAAUUCCAUAGUUCCGAAGUUACUCAUAGCUUCCCCAACUACCUGGAUUGUGCCGGCAGCUGCGCAGCACGAAGAAGCGCAACUGUUGGGUGCACGUAGGCUGGGAAGAUGAUGGGAUGUGCUUUCUAAAGAGAGAUAGUGCUGUGGGGUUGUGCUACAGGUGGGAGAAACGUCUAGUGGUAGAAUGAAUGUGACUGAUGCAAGUUGGACAAUGGACAUUAACCAGACCUCCAGAGGGGCCGGCCUGGGUAGCCACUAGAGCGAAGCCUAGAGCGACCAUGAACUUGAAUUACGAAAGACUCGACUAGGCCUCCAACUUGAAGGCAUCAAGGUCAAAUCCAAAGACAUGCUGACGCACGGGAGAGAUGGUGACAUCUCCCUGCCUUCAUCAGCGCAGCGGUAUAUCAUCGAGGCGAAAUGCCCUUCAGUGUCAUAUUUCUUCUCGUGUUUGAGUGCCGAUGUGUCGUUUCAUGCCACCCUGCAGCAGAUGGGGCUCCUCGCGCACGCGGGUCGACAUACUGUUUCCAUGUGGAGGAGGGACCCCCGAGAAAUAGUCGGCGAUCGGCAAGGCGAACUCCGGAGUCCGCGGCAGAGAGUUUCACCCGCGCGCUCCGGAGUCCGCGAGCUCGCUGAGGCUGACAGGAGCAAGCUGAAUCAGCGCUGUGCCCCUUCCUUGUUUUGCUGCCAUUCUUUCAUACUUAAGUGACUCAUACAUGGGUGUUUGUCGUGCUCUUGACGCUACGUGUCUCUGUCGUUACGUGCUCUGUUUAAUAUGGCUACGCGCUCCUUCUAUUGCUAUGCAGCCAAUAGAAUCUACUACAGUGAUCAGCCUGCAUACAUGCAGCGAUGCAAGAUAUGAGGUUUGUGUCUUCCUACCUUGUGUACCUUGUGUCUUGUGUGGUCAGGUCUUGCGGAGCUUGGGCAGGAUAUUGGUUAGUAUUGCCAUAUUCUCAAAAGCCUUUGUCACCUCGCCGACUCUUCUCCAGCAAUCAACGAACUUCUGAAAGACGCCACACACAGCAAUCAAGAUUCUUCUGUUCCUUCUCGUGUGUUGAUUGUCAGUGUGUCAUUUCAAUCCACCCUGUAGCAUUCCCUCACUUCAUGUGCUGGGCUCCGAACAGCACCAUUGUCAACUGCAGGGUGUGAAAGGCGCAUGAAUAUGACACAUGAUCCAUCUCACAUCAACACAUCCGCUGAGUGAUGCAACCUCAGUUACAGAAGGAGAAAACCCACAGACAGUGACAAAAACUCCUUUCUCCGCUUCGCCAUCCGAAUGGCCCAACCCACCAAUGACCGUUCGUUUGCGUAUUGACGUCGGAUGGAUGCAGGACCGGCUGCUGUGCAGCGCGUCUUCCUCUCAGGCGUGGGAGUCCUGGCACCCUGACGAAGCUGUCAUUCGUGUGUGUCAUCACUCGUGCCACAGCUACAUGACGUCGUAGUGCUUGCGGGCUCGGGAUUCCUUGUUUGGAGCUACUCUCCCGGCCGUUUGUAAACACUGUAGCGUGCGGGCUUAGCUCACUCAGCUUCCUCAUUCGCCUUCUGAUGAUAUCCCCUCAGCUACAUCUCGGGUACGUAGCCUCACAGAAACCCAUUGUGGUCACUCACUACCCCUCAUCAUGCAAAAACACGAUGGCAACUCUGCUGUUCAGGCAAGGCGAUGGCCUCCGACUUCUUGCUGUUGUGUUUCUGACCAGUGUUCGGGUGCCUGGCUCCCCCUUGCCUCGGCUCCUCUUCUCCUCUGCUCCUCCUUGUGAUGCGCGUCCUCAUCAACGGUGAUGGUCGUGGGCCUCCCGCCUUCACCUUCCAGCAUCAUCGCAUCGCCACCAGAACAACCACACACAUGGUGAGCACCACCAAUCACACUCUAUCAGGAGAUUCGUACGCUCAAAUCGCCCUCUGUCUGUCUGUGUGUCGUUUCAGGGCUCUUCGGAGCUGGGAUUCACAGUGCCUACAAGCCUGUCUAACGCAAUGGCGUCAAGGACAGAGCGUCCAAGCGAUACGGCACCAAGGGGAGGUGAUCAACGGGAUGGCUGGGCGACCGAUAUGCUACCGAGGCGAAGUAGCAUCCCAGCAGCGGACGCGGCUCCAGCACCGAGACGAGUUGGUGUGAAAUCGCGCGUCAGAUCACCGACGACCCCGAAGGCGUGCCGCCCUUCUUCUCUUCCCGUCUUCCAUCAUGCUGACUGACAUGGUUGGUACACCGAAUCUCUAUCGUGGCCACAGUCGGACUGCCUCUAUCCGACUGCACGUGUGACUUGAUUUGGCUGCCACUGUCAUCUCCUGAGCGUGCUCACUCCC